Messenger RNA from Puma concolor (puma), 1044 nucleotides. It is a transcript of the gene GPALPP1, whose product is annotated as GPALPP motifs containing 1. NCBI's taxonomy places the organism in Eukaryota, Metazoa, Chordata, Mammalia, Carnivora, Felidae. The record is from RefSeq and is a predicted model, not a curated record.
AUGGCGAGGGAUCUGAUCGGGCCGGCGCUGCCGCCCGGCUUCAAGGCUCGCGGGACAGCAGAGGACGAGGAGCGAGACCCCAGCCCUGUUGCAGGACCAGCUUUACCCCCUAAUUAUAAAAGCAGUAGCUCAGAGUCAUCAGACAGUGAUGAGGACAGUAGUUCAUUGUACGAAGAAGGAAAUCAAGAAUCUGAAGAAGAUGACACUGGUCCAAGUGCAAGAAAACAGAGGAGAACUCAGGAUGAUGACGAUGAUGAUGAAGGGUUUUUUGGACCAGCUCUUCCUCCCGGAUUUAAAAAGCAGGAUGAUUCUCCUCCAAGGCCUAUAAUAGGUCCUGCAUUACCACCUGGUUUUAUUAAAUCUACUCAGAAAAGUGACAAAGGCCGAGAUGAUCCAGGACAACAAGUAUCAUCAUAUUUCAACUAUGAGGAAACAGAUAGCAGUGAAGAUGAGGACAUUGUUGGACCCAUGCCUGCAAAAGGACCAGUUAACUACAGCGUCACGACAGAGUUUGAAAAAAGGGCCCAGAGAAUGAAAGAAAAACUGACCAGAGGAGAUGAUAAUUCAUCCAAACCAAUUACAAGAGAGUCAUGGAUGACUGAGCUUCCUCCAGAAAUGAAAGACUUUGGUCUCGGGCCCAGAACUUUUAAGAGACGAGCCGAUGAGAAAUCUGGGGAUCGAUCGGUCUGGACAGACACCCCAGCUGACAGGGAGAGGAGAGCUAAGGAAACACAAGAAGCAAGGAAGUCAUUCAAUAAGAAGGAUGAAGAACAUAUAUUGUCAGGAAGGGAAAAGAGAUUGGCUGAGCAGGUGUCCUCAUACAAUGAAUCAAAAAGAUCAGAAUCUCUUAUGGACAUUCAUCAUAAGAAAUUAAAGACUAAGGCUGCCGAAGAGAAAAAUAAGCCCCAAGAACGAAUACCAUUUGAUCGUGAUAAGGAUCUCAAAGUUAAUCAGUUUGAUGAAGCUCAGAAAAAAGCCCUGAUAAAGAAAUCUAGAGAACUAAACACCAGAUUUUCACACGGCAAAGGCAGUAUGUUUUUAUAA